Molecule: messenger RNA, 1917 nt
Organism: Pararge aegeria (speckled wood butterfly)
Lineage: Eukaryota; Metazoa; Arthropoda; Insecta; Lepidoptera; Nymphalidae
Exons: 2
Coding region: 401-1861 (486 amino acids)
Source: RefSeq, a predicted model, not a curated record
UGUGUGUGGGCAGCCUAAGAGAUUUGUGUUCCUAGAACAAAAUUGGCACCAUUGACAUUCAUCAUCGUCAAUCAGCUAGUCUAUCAUUUAUGGUAGAGGAUUUUCCCGUUUUGACAUUUGCAAUAUAAUUAUACCUGUGUGAUGUUAUUUCGUGUUUCAAUUUGUGAUCAUUCAUCAUCCGCCGUUCUACUUUUUGUUUUUGUGUAACUAGUGUGUCUGUUUAAAAAAAUAAGGUCCCUUCCCUAGUUAAUAAUUAUUACUGAAGCUUGAUCAAAUGUAUUCUGUGCAGAACUGCAGUUUACUCAGUAUUCUCUAACUUUAGUUUGUCGUUCGUACGCUACGUUCACGAUAAGUGCAUCACUGGUUCACUUCUGGGAAGUUCUGGGUAGAUUACUUCACUAUGGGUGAUUAUGAAAUUCCACAAUACCCUAAGAAUGGAAAAUGGAGUGACACAAAGUGUCUUUUAAUAGCAUCUCAAGAAUCCUUUCCAGCAAUUGUAAGAGACCCAAAAGUUCAGAAAAACAUCAUAAGCCGUUAUCUGAAUUUUUAUUUAGGUGGCAAAAUUCAAAAAGGUUUGACCGCUCGAGACCUGGCAUUUGCAGUUAUAUCAAUACUGCCCAUAUCCUUAGAUUCAGAAGAGUUUAUAUGGACAAAAUCAGAAUACAGCGAUGAUGGCAAGUUAUUUUUUCUCACACCUGAAGAUAAAUUAAAAUAUGAAAUAGAUACUGUAGUUAAUAAGAGAACUAUUUUUAAAAAUGAAGAACAAUCCUUGAAUGAUGAACAGUUUGCAGCUGCUGCAGCAGCUGAUGAAGCUGAUGCUGAAGAGGAACAAAACAUAAACAGAAUAGAUUUAAAUAAAGAAGCUAAUAAUAGUCCUGAUAAAACUUAUGACACUGAUGAAGGUGCAGAUAAGAAAUCCCAUUUAAUUAAGCCAUUUGACAAUCACGAAAAUGAUAUGACAAAUAAUAGAACAUCUCCAAAAUGUAUACCAUUUGUAGAAGACUUACAAUGGUAUAGACUAAAACAUGAUAUUAGAACCAGUUUGAUACCCGCCAAUGAACAAAAGUAUGGUCCUGUUGAAAAUGCAGCUUUCUGUAUUUAUUUUAACAGUCUCCUGGAUACAUGGGACACCAAUGUGAGCUCCAGAAUUACCUUAAAACAUUUUUUUGGAUUGGUAGCUUUAUUUGUUAUGAGAGGUAAAGCUAAAACAUUUCACAACCUAACAAGAUAUUUUUCUACAAAAUUUAACAUUGAAUUUUUCACAGAAGUAAAAUGCUACACUGCUCCUCAUAAAGGUUUUGUUAAGAAAAGCUGGAAAACUUUUCGGGAGAGUGAUUACAGAACGCAAAUUAUGUUUGCAAAAUUGGUAAUCAUUUCUUUAUUGCAUCCAAACAGACUGAGUAAGUAUGGCAAAAAUAAUAUAAUAAAAUUUGCUAUCUUAUCUCAUACAGCCUAUUGUAGAAUGGGUAUCAUUAAUAUGUUGCAACAGCUUGCUAGUGUUAACAAUGCUGAAUUUGAGACUUUUUUUAAAGCCUUAUAUUGUGAGGAGACUGCAGCAUCCUGGGGAAGAGUGAAUGAGUUCUUUAAAAAAUAUUUGAAUAAGGAAGCAAAGCAACAUACAUUUCAUUGGGCUGGUUGUAUAGAGAGUGAUGCAUUUCAGGAUCUAUCCUGUAGCAACAACUUCAAGCUUGCUGUUGUAGUUGCGGUUUUUAUUGAGAAAAUUACAAGUAAUGCGGGAGUGUGGCAGUCAGCAUGGGUCUGUAAAGGAACCGAUCUUGAGAGCUGCAAGCAGCUUGGAUAUAAAAUAUAUGAUGAUUAUAGAGCAAUGUGUUCAAACAAAUUAGAAUACGAACUGCUUUAAAAUAAAAAUAAAUUGACUCUCACAAUUAACAUAUCAUAAAUUAACCGUAUGAAAUA